Ictalurus punctatus (channel catfish) is the source of this 1487-nucleotide messenger RNA. RefSeq names its product transmembrane protein 177 (gene tmem177). NCBI's taxonomy places the organism in Eukaryota, Metazoa, Chordata, Actinopteri, Siluriformes, Ictaluridae. The record is from RefSeq and is marked provisional.
CCAAAGGAAGUGAUGGCGUCUCAUUUUUUGAAGUUCUCAGUGCUGGUGCAGAAGUAUCGGACACCUCUUCUCCUUGCUGGCUGUGGAGGCGUCUUCACAGCCAACAUUUUCUACCAUGUCUUUCCAGAAAGCACGUACCGAAAACUCUAUCAGGCCUGGAGCAAAGGAGAGCCAACCACCUUAUCAGAAAAGCUGGAGAAUGUGUUCCAGCAGGUGCUGAAAGACUCAGCAGUCAGUUCUCCUGAUAACUACACGGCUUUCGCUGCUUACGGUUUCCAUCCGGUUGGUGCAGGGAUUCCAUGGCUUCCCUCCGGGGCACAGAUCGGCAUCCCAUCCAACUUCAACAGCACCCCGGACAACCUGUCGGGAAUCACUAACCGCACAAUUCUCAUUAACGGUAAAGAAGUGGAGUGGGACAGUGAGACAGGCAGCACACUAAAAAAUGCCCUGGUGUUGUCUGAAGAUGCUCAGAAGUUUGCCAUGGCACGCGAGGUGGCCCGGUUAGAGUGUGCUGGCCCGGUACUGCAUGCUUCUGUGGCUCCAACCUGCUUGGCUGGAGCCUGGAUUUACAGCAUAGCUCUCAAGCAGAUCUUUGGGCUCUUUGCUCGAUCUGUUAUCCUCAGAGCUGGGGUUAACACACUCGCUCUGGGUCUGGGAGUCUUGUCAUACUUUUUAGCCUCUGACGCUGUAAACCAGUGGCUAGAAUUCCGCUCGGACCGGCAGGCUGCAAGCCUGUCCCACAACUACGCAAAGGGUGGAGUUGAGUUCUAUGAGAAGAUUCUGGAGAGGAAUAAGACCUUGCGUGUACUGAUGGGGCCUAGAGGAGAGGAGAUGUACGCACCAAGUGGCAAUCUGUUCCCUGCCAGCCUGAUGAGUAUGAAACAUGCACCGUACACGGGGAGGCGAGACGGAAUUCUGAGGCUACUGAAAGAGGAGAAAGCAUAAAGGAUGUUUGGUCUUUGAAUAAAUUGUGAAUUUGAAUAAAUGACUAGGAUGCGUUCAUAAGGACUUUCUGAUAUCCAUUAACAAACACAUUCAUAAAUGUUGAUAUUACAUGGUAGGUGUAGUUGUGGGAAGAGAAGGAUAUUGUGCCCAAAUAUAUCUACGCACACACUGAUUGUGUCUCACCUAAAGCCUGACUAACACCAUGUCCUGUUGGUUAACGCAUGCAUACAUUAGUGUAAUUUUUACACUUUUUAACAUUGAUGUGACUUGAAUCAAUUGAGAUGUUGUGGCAGGAGCUUAAACAGGCAGUUCAUGCUCGAAAACCCUGUAGUGUGGCUGAACUAAAGCAGUUCUGCAAAGAAGAGUGGGCCACAGUUCCACCCCAGUGCUGUGAAAGACUGAUCUCCGGAGACUGAUUGCUUAUUGCUGCUAAAGGUGGCACAACCAGAUUUUAAGUUUAAGGAGGAAAUUAGUUUUUCAUAUGGCUGAUAGGUGUUGGAUCACUUUUUUUGCUUCAAAUAAAUAAAUAAAUACAAACUGUA